AUGGCGGCGGCUGGUGACCACGGCGUGCAGCUGGCGGCCGGUGGGCCGGACAGCUACCGCUCGCCGCUGGCGUCCCGGUACGCCAGCCCGGAGAUGUGCUUCCUGUUUAGCGACAGGUACAAAUUCCGGACCUGGCGGCAGCUCUGGCUGUGGUUGGCGGAAGCCGAGCAGACGUUAGGCUUGCCUAUCACAGAUGAACAGAUCCAGGAGAUGAAAUCGAACCUGGAUAACAUCGACUUCACCAUGGCAGCUGAGGAGGAGAAGCGGCUGCGACACGACGUGAUGGCUCACGUGCACACCUUUGGCCACUGCUGCCCCAGAGCUGCUGGCAUUAUUCACCUUGGUGCCACCUCCUGCUACGUCGGAGACAACACGGACCUGAUUAUUCUUAGAAAUGCAUUUGACCUGCUUUUGCCAAAGCUGGCCAGAGUGAUCUCUCGGCUUGCCGACUUUGCUAAGGAACGAGCCGAUCUUCCCACCUUGGGUUUCACACAUUACCAGCCUGCUCAGCUGACCACAGUUGGGAAACGUUGCUGUCUUUGGAUUCAGGAUCUUUGUGUGGACAUUCAGAAUGUGAAGCGUGUCCGAGACGACCUGCGCUUCCGAGGCGUGAAGGGUACCACUGGCACGCAGGCAAGCUUCCUGCAGCUCUUCGAGGGAGAUGACCAGAAGGUAGAGCAGCUUGACAAGAUGGUGACAGAAAAGGCAGGAUUUAAGAGGGCUUUCAUCAUCACAGGACAGACGUAUACCCGGAAAGUGGACAUCGAGGUGCUGUCAGUGCUGGCUGGCUUGGGGGCAUCAGUGCACAAGAUUUGCACCGACAUACGCCUCCUGGCCAAUCUCAAGGAGCUGGAGGAACCCUUUGAAAAACAGCAAAUCGGCUCAAGUGCGAUGCCAUACAAACGGAACCCCAUGCGCUCAGAGCGUUGCUGCAGCCUCGCCCGUCACCUGAUGACCCUCCUCAUGGACCCACUGCAGACAGCAUCUGUGCAGUGGUUUGAACGUACGCUGGACGACAGUGCCAAUCGACGCAUCUGUUUGGCUGAGGCAUUUCUUACUGCAGAUACUAUAUUGAAUACGCUGCAGAACAUUUCAGAAGGAUUGGUGGUGUACCCCAAAGUAAUUGAGCGGCACAUUCGGCAAGAGCUGCCUUUCAUGGCCACAGAGAACAUCAUCAUGGCCAUGGUGAAAGCUGGGGCUAGCCGCCAGGACUGCCAUGAGAAAAUCAGAGUGCUUUCCCAGCAGGCAGCUGCUGUGGUCAAGCAGGAAGGGGGCGACAAUGAUCUCAUCGAGCGGAUCCAGGCUGAUGCCUACUUCAGUCCCAUUCACUCCCAGUUGGACCGUUUACUGGAUCCUUCUUCUUUCAUUGGUCGCGCAUCCCAGCAGGUGCAGAGAUUCCUAGAAGAGGAGGUAUUUCCCCUGUUGAAACCGUAUGAAAGUGUGAUGAAGGUGAAAGCUGAAUUAUGUCUCUAGCAUCAGAAAAGAAUUAAACAAGAAACCAUCCUUG
Molecule: messenger RNA, 1507 nt
Organism: Orycteropus afer afer
Lineage: Eukaryota; Metazoa; Chordata; Mammalia; Tubulidentata; Orycteropodidae
Gene: ADSL
Product: adenylosuccinate lyase
Biological process (GO): 'de novo' AMP biosynthetic process
Cellular component (GO): cytosol
Molecular function (GO): N6-(1,2-dicarboxyethyl)AMP AMP-lyase (fumarate-forming) activity; (S)-2-(5-amino-1-(5-phospho-D-ribosyl)imidazole-4-carboxamido) succinate lyase (fumarate-forming) activity
Source: RefSeq, a predicted model, not a curated record